AUGUCGUCAAAUCUUACAAGUGAUAUUAACAAGAAUGAUUCAUGGACUCAAAUUUUCGAUCGUUUUAAUCAAAACAUACGUGCUGAAGCUGAUACAUUGCUCAAGCAUAUUUCCGAUAGUCGAACAAAUCUGAUAAAUGAGCGUGAUAGUUUACAAAGCGAAAUCGAGCUAUUAAAAAAAGAAAAAGAUGAAAUGACUCGAUUACUCAAGAAAUAUGAUCAAAUAGUAACACUUAAUGUAGGUGGUCAAUUAUUCUCAACUACGAUUGAAACUCUCACCAAAGAAAAAUGUCUAUUCACAAAAAUGUUUAGUGGACAAUAUGAUCUUCGAGAACAUCAAGGUGCAACAUUUAUUGAUCGUGAUCCAACACAUUUUAGGACCUUACUCAAUUAUUUACGAACUAAUACAUUUAUUAAACCCAAAUCGAGUGAAGACUAUAAUGAACUUUGUUUAGAAGCAGAAUACUAUCAGAUUACAACAUUAAUCAAUCAAUUGAGAACUGAAACAGUUGUGAUUAAGAAUUCAGUAGAAAAGCUUUUGUUUGAUUCAUAUUUGCACCAUCCAAAUGUAGUUAUCUCGGAGGCUGGGCUCUCGGCUAGGUGCAUCACGCGAUGCAACAAAUUUAUGUAUGCUAAAGUAAACAAUAUCAUAUGGCAAAAUGGACAGCACUAUUGGGAAAUUAUUUUAGAGGAACAAGCUGGCUGCUACGCAUCAAUGGGUGUCGCUACUUCUUUGUGGGAAACAAACAAACGUUUGGGUGAUGAUUCUUUCAGUUGGACUCUGAGACUAUGCGAUCAGCAGACUUACGAUGAACAUGCUGGUUUGAGGCAUGAUAGUAGAUCGUUACCUUAUCACAAUCUAUUUCCUAAAGGUACGCGUGUUGGUGCAUUAUUGGAUUUGAAUCAAGGUACUCUAGAAUUUGUUGUAGAUGGAGUAAAAAAAGGUAAAAGAAAUUUACUCUAUGAACAUUCAAUUCAUCAUUUUUUUCUUCGUCUCAACUAG
Messenger RNA from Rotaria socialis, 1002 nucleotides. Lineage: Eukaryota; Metazoa; Rotifera; Eurotatoria; Philodinida; Philodinidae. The record is from the annotation of a GenBank genome assembly.